AUGCCCUCCGUGCUCCUUUUCGGGGCAACUGGCCUCAUUGGAUCCCGUUUAGCCGUUCAUGUCAAAAAAGCCCAUCCUGAAUGGCCUCUGACGGUAUUUUUACGCAACACGAACGUCGACGAAUGGUUCAGAGCCACGGUCAAUGCAGAUCGAAUCGUUCAUGGUUCCAUCUCCGAUAUAGACCUGGUACGGUCAUUGAGCUGGGAGCAUGAUAUUGUUGUCAAUGCCAUUUCUUCCUUUGAUGGUGGCUUCAUCAACAACGUGAUCUCAGGAAUGGAAGACAGACCUGAGCACGCCAAGGGCACUUUGAUCCAUAUAUCUGGAACGGGGAAUUUUAUUGAUAAUGGCAAGAGCGGCAACUUCAAUCCCGACAGCAAAGUGUGGAAUGACGACAAUGAAGAUGACAUUCGACAGAUUGUUCGGGGCAUGUUCAACGGCCCCACAGACGUACCGGUGCUCGAAGCAGGAGUACGUGGAAAGAUCAUCACUUACGUUGUCUGUUUUGCAAUAACCUACGGCUCCAACAUCGGGCCCGCGCCAAACCUGGGGGUUGCGUACAACAUUUUUACUUCCAAUGCCAAACAACAUGGCUUCGUCCCGUAUAUCGGCGAUGGUUCGGCCAUCGCUAGCACGGUCCAUGUCGAAGAUGCCGUUCCAUUCCUCACAAAGAUAAUAGGGAUCGCCGGAACGGAGAAGCCCACGGGCAGCGCCUACUCCAGGUACUAUAUUCUUCAUGGUGAGAGGGUCGCCUGGAAAGAAUUGAGCUCUGUAUUGGCAAAGAUUCUGCAUGCCAAGGGCGUCGUGGCCUCGCCAGAGCCGAAAAGCGUGCCAGCGGCUGAGGCAGGGGAAGGAGAGAUCGGGUUGUUGAUAGCCGCAAACAUGCUGGUGCAGGGAGACCGCGCGGCAAGGUUGGGCUUUAGGGCGACACAUCCGUCGAUAUUGGUUCAGAUACAGGAAGAUCUCGGGGCCCAUACCUUCUAG
Messenger RNA from Cladophialophora psammophila CBS 110553, 981 nucleotides. RefSeq lists its product as uncharacterized. Bases 1 to 981 code for a protein of 326 amino acids. The record is from RefSeq and is a predicted model, not a curated record. Lineage: Eukaryota; Fungi; Ascomycota; Eurotiomycetes; Chaetothyriales; Herpotrichiellaceae. The transcript is spliced from 4 exons.